Pteronotus mesoamericanus is the source of this 3350-nucleotide messenger RNA. It is a transcript of the gene CALU, whose product is annotated as calumenin. The record is from RefSeq and is a predicted model, not a curated record. Gene Ontology annotation, cellular component: endoplasmic reticulum. Lineage: Eukaryota; Metazoa; Chordata; Mammalia; Chiroptera; Mormoopidae. Gene Ontology annotation, molecular function: calcium ion binding. The transcript has 7 exons. The coding region runs from base 103 to 1050 and encodes 315 amino acids.
GCUUCCGGUUAGGUGGUGCUUGCGCGCGUGAGCUGAGCCGGUGGGUGAGCUGUGGCAGUGGCAACUUGGGCUGUAGGUGCUACCAGGGAAGAUCUGAUUAUCAUGGACCUGAGACAGUUUCUUAUGUGCCUGUCCCUGUGCACAGCCUUUGCCUUGAGCAAGCCCACAGAAAAGAAGGACCGUGUACAUCAUGAGCCUCAGCUCAGUGACAAGGUUCACAAUGAUGCUCAGAGUUUUGAUUAUGACCAUGAUGCCUUCUUGGGUGCUGAAGAAGCAAAGACCUUUGAUCAGCUGACUCCAGAAGAGAGCAAGGAAAGGCUUGGAAAGAUUGUAAGUAAAAUAGAUGGCGACAAGGACGGGUUUGUCACUGUGGAUGAGCUCAAAGACUGGAUUAAAUUUGCACAAAAGCGCUGGAUUUACGAGGAUGUAGAGCGACAGUGGAAGGGGCAUGACCUCAAUGAGGACGGCCUCGUUUCCUGGGAGGAAUAUAAAAAUGCCACCUACGGCUACGUUUUAGAUGAUCCAGACCCUGAUGAUGGAUUUAACUAUAAACAGAUGAUGGUUAGAGAUGCGCGGAGGUUUAAAAUGGCAGACAAGGAUGGAGACCUCAUUGCCACAAAGGAGGAAUUCACAGCUUUCCUGCACCCUGAGGAGUAUGACUACAUGAAAGAUAUAGUAGUACAGGAAACAAUGGAGGAUAUAGAUAAGAAUGCUGAUGGUUUCAUUGAUCUAGAAGAGUAUAUUGGUGACAUGUACAGCCAUGAUGGAAAUGCUGAUGAACCAGAAUGGGUAAAGACGGAGAGAGAACAGUUUGUUGAGUUUCGAGAUAAGAACCGUGAUGGGAAGAUGGACAAGGAAGAGACCAAAGAUUGGAUCCUCCCCUCAGACUAUGAUCAUGCAGAGGCAGAAGCCAGGCACCUAGUCUAUGAGUCAGACCAAAACAAGGAUGGCAAGCUUACCAAGGAGGAGAUUGUUGACAAGUAUGAUUUAUUUGUGGGCAGCCAGGCCACAGAUUUUGGUGAGGCCUUAGUACGACAUGAUGAGUUCUGAGCUGCAGACAGAGGAACCCACGUUUCUCCAAAAAUAAUUUAUUUUUACAGCUUCUGGUUUCACGUGUAAUUGUUGGCGCUACUGAGACUGGUAUUACAAACUUUUUAAGACGUGAAAAAAACAACAAAAACCAUCCCGUCCCCAUUCCUUCUCCUCUCUGAGGGACUGGAGGAAAACCGUGCUUCUGAGGAACAACUAAAUAGUACACUUGUGUUUGUAGAUUUACACUUUGUAUUAUGUAUAACAUGGUGUGUUUAUUUUUAUAUUUGUUCUCUGGUUGGGGGUAUGAUACGAAGGAUCAAGAUCCUCAGCUCAUACUUGUAGGCAAAGAGUAGCCCUUCACUCUUUCUCAACCCUUACUUACCAUGUAAUUUUUAUAGUUCUGACUUAACUCAUUUUUUAAGCCUGAGAUCAGUAAGAAAUGUUUGGAAGAGAGAAAAAAGAAAAAAUAUACCCCACAGUUUAUAUUUAGAGAUAAUAAUCUUGCCUAUUGAAAAGUGUAUUUCAUCAGUAGUAGGGGCCAUAUAUUCUUUUCAGUUGCUAUGGGCCAGCAGCUGAUCCUGGCAUUACCUGGGCAGGGGCAGAUCCCUGUGCUGUAAGAAAGCUUGGCUCAACCUGAUUUCAUUCAUCUCCGCCCCCCCCCCCGCGCCCCCCCCCUGUAGGACUAGCUGUUUGCUAAUUUUGUCAAGCACAGCUGUGGUAGGAAGAGUUAAGGCCAGUGUCUUGAAAAUCAAGUAGUGAGUAUGAUCUUUUUACAGAGCUAUACAUAGCAACAGCUGGAAAACUAAAGGAAUAAUGCAAGUGUUUUCGGGGCACACACUCUUUUCUGGAUGUGCAUCUGUUGAGGUGCUCAAGGCUGUCUUGUCUGUUGAAUCACUGUAAGUGCCCCAUUAGGCGCCUAUUUCCCCAGGUGUUCCAAAUAAUUAAUUUUGCUUUCACUGAGAUUAAAAUAUGCUUGUUUCCAAUCAUGUCUUUGAAAGUGCCUUUAACAACAGAAAUGAUCACUGAAUGAGGAUUCUCUUAAAUUCUAAGGUAAAAUAAAGAGAAGAUUAUUUGGACCACCUUAUAUGAAAGAUUAGAGCUUCCCAGUGUAGUGGGGAUUUUUUUUUUUUCCUUCUCUUUCAGACAGUGGUUAGAUAGCAGUAUUAGUUAGGAGCUCAGUUGCAGUGUUUUUGUUUUAUGGGCUGGUUUCCAAAAACCACAUGCUGCUGAAUUUACCAGGGAUCCUCAUACCUCAGAAUGCUAACCACUUACUACCAGGCCUGUUUCUGUGUCGACUGGAGAGCUUGAGCUCAGACUCAAGGAUGAGAGGGCCUACGGAGAGGGCUCUUUGGUGUGAGGACCAUCGCUUACCCUUCCUGCCUGUGACCUGUCACCCCCUGUUCCCCGGUCACUCCCUGUUCCCCGUCACUCCCUCUCCCCACUGCCAAAAUAAAAGUUUAUCUUGGAUCAACAGAUUGCCAGUCCUUAUCAAAGAGAGGGGCAUUGUAGAAAGAGCAGAAGAAACCGUCCUCUGUUCCCAACUCACUUUACUCCUAUUUUACAUAAUACAAACCCUUUUUGGUCCCUUUCUUACAGAUGGACCUCUUUUGACAGAAUUUAUUGUAUUCCCAAGUUUUUAGCCCUCAGGUUACUAAGAUAAAUAUAUGUAUAUCUAACCAUUAUUAUUUCAUAUAUCUUUCUGAGUAAUGUCCAGGCAGUGCUGGGUGAUUAUUAGAACCUGAACCUACGUGUAUCCUUUGGUCUUCCAUGAUCGUGUUGAGGUGGGCUACUUGGCCUGGUAAAAAGCCAGAUGUGUAACUUCACCCCAGCCUUUGCAUUGAGCUCUUGAGAGUGGAUACACUCGUUUAAGUUUAACCCCAGUAUAGGGGGCAUGGAAGUUCUCUGCCCUCCAGAUUCCCCAUUUUUACUGUUAAGAUCAGAGAUAACUAAUAAUGCCACCACCCUGGCUUAGUUAGAGAGAGCCUCGCAACUCACUAAGGACAGAGAACCCAGGCCUUAUGGUAAAGUCACAAUUUAGAAAACGAGCCUUCAUCUGCUAAGACAGCAACUUCUGGAUGCUGGGUGCUCAGCAGCCAACACUGUACUUUAAUGAUCCCCUGAGAUGAUGACGAUUAUUUUUGGUUUAAACCAAGCCUGGGGCUGGGGGACAGUGGCCGCGCACCCACAUUGUGUGUCCUGUGAAUGCUAGCUCUCUUGAGUUUGGAGGUUGGUUAUUUUUUAUAGAGUGUAAACCAAGUUUUAUAUUCUGUAAUGCAAACAGGUACCUAUCUGUUUCUAAAUAAAACUGUUUACAUUCA